AUGGAUUUCUGGUCAACACAAGGCGCUUCGAUCGUUUCAUCCACAAUCGACUCACUGUUAAAAAGUCCCGAGUGCACACUUGAGAAGCUGUUUGACGACGCUCAUUACCUUCUUGAGUUGAAGUCAAACACUGAUCUAAUUGCUUAUGUUCUUCAAGACAACAACGUCGAGAAAUGUGUCGAGUACAUUUGUACAGACAAGAGUACUUUGGGUGCGAUGGCGGCUCAGACCUUCUCACUUGAUGUUGAAAUCAUUCAGACGACUGUUGUUGCGAAAGAAGAGCAUAUACAAAAACUCUUUAAAACCUUUGUUGAUACAGUCGACACGAUCAUUGUGAAUAAUUUGGUCACAGUAUUCACUGCGUUCCAUAAGUACCAAGACUUUAAGGACCAAUUACAAAAAUCAACGGAAGUGGUUGACCAUUUGUUUAACACUUUGGACCAACCCGUUAAAUCGAAUUACUUAAUAUUUUUAAUUACUUCACAAUUUUUCUCAAAAGGUGUGAUGGACCGAUUACUGAACCUUGUGGAGUGUGGAAAAUUCAUUGAACACAUUGAACUUAUUUUCUAUCAAAUUAUAGAUUGGAAUACUAUAAUUACUCAAAGUCUUUAUUUAGAAUUUACUGCCCGAAAUAACACAAAUUACUUUGAGGCAUUUGAAAAGGAAACUCCCGAAAACAAAGGGAAAAUGCUCCACAUAUUGAGGAUUUUAUUGCCCCUUGAAAAUAGUUUUGUGGUGCCAAAAGAGUUUUUGUCGGUCUUUGAAAAUAACGUGGAACGUGUCAAAACUUUUGUUUUAGGGAGUGACGUGAAAAAAGUGAGUGAAAACAUCUUAUACUUUGCACAUCUCGUUUUGUUUGUAGCUCGAAACAACACGUCUUCUUUGAUAACAAUGAAAGACCAAAAAAUCCUCGACAUGUUUUUGGAACUCUUUUUAAACCCAACCGUCCAAAGUUCUGUUUUUAGACAUUACGUUUUCGAUAUAUUUAAUGAGUACAAAAACACGGAAGAAUUCCCCAAAUAUGUGGGAGAUCAGAACUUGACAAGGAAAUUGAUUGAGUUAGACAAGACAACCGUGUCCGAACACUACAAAUAUGACAUUUUUAUGUUUGGCAUCAAAAUGAUGAUCAUGUUAUUCACGUGGACUUCUUCAAAGACGGAUUUUCAAGAAUUCAAUGAAUACGUCACAUCAGUCGUAUUACCACGAGAAGAAAACAAAACGAUUUAUUUCACUAAGAAACCAACAACUACUUUUUCUCUGAAACAAAAUUUUGUUGUUGAUGAAUACUUAGACAAUACUUCACAAAACGAAGGCUGUAAUGAAAGCUCUAAUAAAGCAAAAAAAAGUGAAGACACUCAAAUGAAGUUUGACUUUGACUCUCAAAAUUCGUUUGGUUCGUUCGAGUCUUCAAGUCAAGGCAAUCCAUCAAAAGAACUCAAUGAAAAGUCUUUUGACUUCAAUGACGUGUCUUUCGGCGAUUUCGACUCCGCUCCAAGCGCCGCCGUCUCUGAGAACAAAGACGUUAAGAAAGACAACACUUCAUCCCAAAAUUUCAACUUCGGGUCUUUCUCUUUUGAGAGUUCAGACUUCUCCGAUUUUAAGUGA
Entamoeba invadens IP1 is the source of this 1605-nucleotide messenger RNA. RefSeq lists its product as hypothetical. Gene Ontology annotation, molecular function: protein phosphatase regulator activity; protein phosphatase binding. Lineage: Eukaryota; Evosea; Mastigamoebida; Endamoebidae. The coding region runs from base 1 to 1605 and encodes 534 amino acids. The record is from RefSeq and is a predicted model, not a curated record. The transcript is spliced from 4 exons.